Capsella rubella is the source of this 668-nucleotide messenger RNA. Its product is annotated as pectinesterase inhibitor. The transcript is spliced from 2 exons. NCBI's taxonomy places the organism in Eukaryota, Viridiplantae, Streptophyta, Magnoliopsida, Brassicales, Brassicaceae. Gene Ontology annotation, biological process: negative regulation of catalytic activity. Bases 45 to 575 code for a protein of 176 amino acids. The record is from RefSeq and is a predicted model, not a curated record. Gene Ontology annotation, molecular function: pectinesterase inhibitor activity.
AUAGAAGAGAGACAUAAAAAAUCAUAGGAAAAUAUAUAAUUGGCAUGAUGAUCAAGUUUGUCCUGUUAGCUCUUCUAGUGGUGAUCAUCUCUCCGGCUUGGGCCGAGAAGGACCUGAUGAUAACUGAAUGCCACAAUGCACAAGUCCCGACCACAUGCAUGCAGUGUCUUGAAUCCGACCCAACCUCCCUUCAAGCUGACCCUGUUGGUAUCGCCGGCAUCGUCAUACACUGUCUCGACUCUCGCCUCCGUAUCAUCACCAACAACAUAACGGAUCUGUUGUCAAAAGAAGACGAAGCACAAGUAAAGAAAGUUUUGAAGGCUUGCAAUCAGAACUUGCUGAAGGAGGUACCUAGGAAACUGUCGGAAGCCAAAACGAAUCUAGGAACCCGUCAUUACGACAAAGCCGCUGAAUCGAUAAAGCUUGCACUUGGCUACCCUUGGAGCUGUCGUUCCAGUAUCCAAAAUGUCAAGUUUGAUGAGUCUUUGUUUGGAGAGUCUUUGGAAGUAAUUAGCCAAAUCAAUAUAUAUGCACAACUCUCUGAUGCUGCUAUGAGGAUCAUUGAUCGCUUCUAAUUAUCGCUUCUGUUUCCUCCAUAUAUGUAUGUAACGCUUACAUUAAAAUAAAUAAUUCCCUCCUUUAUAUUAUACGAGAGGUGUGUUCUUCUA